UCUAACCGACAUUUUCUUGUAUCAUCUUCUUUACCACCUCCGUCGCCGUCGUGUCAUUGAGUUCCACGAACGAAGCUCUUCUGCUAUAUCCAUGGCGGAAACCGGGCCGAGCCCCGAAGAACCUACCUAUUCGGUCUCCCUGUCAAGUAAGCGGAAUCUCGCUGACUUCCUUGUAUGGAAAGAGUUUUUGUGGGGUGGUAUUGCUGGAGCAUUUGGAGAAGGGAUGAUGCAUCCAAUUGAUACCAUAAAGACUCGAGUUCAGAGUCAAGCUGUUAUUUUUGGUUCCCAGAACCAGAAAAGCAUUCUACAGAUGGUCCAAACAGUCUGGGUUUCUGAUGGGCUAAAAGGCUUUUAUAGAGGUAUUGUUCCUGGGAUUACUGGUUCUCUUGCAACUGGAGCAACAUAUUUCGGGGUCAUAGAGUCUACCAAGAAAUGGAUUGAAGAAAAUAACCCAAGUCUUGGUGGCCACUGGGCUCACUUCAUUGCUGGAGCUAUUGGAGAUACAAUUGGCUCUGUAGUUUAUGUUCCUUGUGAAGUGAUUAAACAAAGGAUGCAGGUUCAAGGCACUAGAAAAUAUUGGAGUUCUGUUGUCCUCAAAAAUGGAAAAGUUAUGAGACCCGACUGUCAAGCAUAUGAUUACUACUGGGGGAUGUUUCAAGCUGGUUCAUCAAUAUGGAGAAAACAAGGUCCACGAGGAUUGUAUGCAGGGUAUUGUUCCACGCUUGUAAGGGAUAUACCAUUUGCUGGCUUGAUGGUUACCUUUUAUGAGGCUCUAAAAGAUUUCACAAAAUAUGGCAAGAAAAGAUGGUUCCCUGAUUCUAACUAUCAUAUGAGUAGCUCUAUAGAGGGGCUACUAUUGGGAGGAUUGGCUGGUGGAUUUAGUGCAUAUCUCACCACUCCCUUUGAUGUUGUCAAAACAAGAUUGCAAGUGCAGGGGUCAAAUUUAAGGUAUAACGGCUGGUUUGACGCAGUUCACAAGAUCUGGGUAAUUGAAGGUCCAAAAGGAAUGUUUCGAGGUAGCAUUCCUAGAAUUAUUUGGUACAUUCCUGCAUCGGCCGCAACAUUCAUGGCUGUGGAGUUCCUUAGGGACCAUUUUAAUAACGACACUCUCACCAAGUUAUCUAUAGACAAGAAGAAAUUGCCAUUGCAAAAGGAUAUUAAAAACUCCUACUGAUUUUUGUCAAAGAAUUUGCAACAUUCUUAUAUCACCAAAUUAGAUUAAAAAGAGCUCAUCUUCCUUUCUUUCAGACAUUAUUGUAUAUUAUUUUCUUGACAGAUCUGAUGGGAGUUCUGGGUCUCGGAUUUUGGCAAGAUUAGAAAAAUAUAUUUUCUUCAAUAAGGUUAUUAAAUGGAUUUCAUUUUCUUGUA
Impatiens glandulifera is the source of this 1368-nucleotide messenger RNA. Its product is annotated as mitochondrial substrate carrier family protein E. The record is from RefSeq and is a predicted model, not a curated record. Gene Ontology annotation, biological process: transmembrane transport. The coding region runs from base 92 to 1174 and encodes 360 amino acids. NCBI's taxonomy places the organism in Eukaryota, Viridiplantae, Streptophyta, Magnoliopsida, Ericales, Balsaminaceae. The transcript has 9 exons.